AUGCGUCUCUUCCUCACCUCUUCCAUGGCGAGUCUCUCCAUAUUCCUCUCGUUUCUUCUCCUCUCUCUUCCUCUUCCGUCGAUUCAAGAUCUCUCCGCCGACAAAUCCGCCCUCCUCUCGCUCCGUUCCGCCGUCGGUGGCCGCACAUUCCUCUGGGACAUCAAACACGCCGCACCAUGCAACUGGACCGGCGUCGUCUGCGACGGUGGCCGCGUAACCGUCCUCCGUCUACCCGGCGCCUCACUAUCCGGUCACAUACCGGAGGGUAUUUUCGGUAAUUUAACCCAGCUCCGCACGCUCAGCCUCCGCCUCAACGCCCUCACCGGCACUCUCCCUUUAGAUCUCGGUAGCUGCUCCGAGCUUCGCCGUCUGUACCUGCAGGGAAACAGAUUCUCCGGAGAGAUACCGGAGGUCGUCUUCAGUCUCAGCAACCUCGUUCGCCUAAAUCUAGCGGAGAAUGAUUUCGCCGGCGAGAUCUCGUCGGGGUUUAAAAACCUCACGAGGCUCAAGACUCUGUACCUGGAGAACAACAAGCUCUCCGGCUCUCUCCUAGACAUGGAUUUGCCGUUGGAUCAGUUCAACGUCUCUAACAACUUGUUGAACGGAUCCAUACCGGAGAGUCUCCAGAAUUUCGACUCCGAUUCGUUUGUGGGAACUUCGCUCUGCGGCAAACCGCUCGGUAUCUGCGCGGAUGAAGGAACUGUGCCAAGCCAGCCGAUUUCCGUCGGAAACAUUCCCGGAACCAUGGAGGGAAACAAGAGAAGGCGCAAGCUCUCCGGCGGCGCGAUAGCCGGGAUAGUGAUUGGAUGCGUGGUUGGUUUCUUCCUGAUUGUUCUGAUUUUGAUGGUUCUCUUCCGUAAAAAGGGGAACGAGAGAACAAGGUCCUUCGACAUCGCGACCAUCAAGCAGCAUGAAAUCGAAAUCCACGGCGAUAAACCGGCGGUUGAAGCGUCGGAGAUCGGGAAUUACGGUAACGAGUAUUCCACCGCGACGACGACGGUGACCGGAGCCGCGAAAGCAGUGGAAAUGAACAGUUCGGGGACGAAGAAGCUAGUGUUCUUCGGGAAUGCGACGAAGGUUUUCGAUCUGGAGGAUCUGUUGAGAGCUUCGGCGGAGGUUUUGGGGAAAGGAACGUUCGGGACGGCGUAUAAGGCGGUGCUCGACGCGGUUACAUUGGUGGCUGUGAAGAGGCUGAAGGAUGUGACGAUGGCGGAUAGAGAGUUCAAGGAGAAGAUUGAGGUUGUUGGGGCAAUGGAUCAUGAGAACUUGGUGCCGUUGAGAGCUUACUAUUACAGUGGAGACGAGAAGCUUCUUGUGUAUGACUUCAUGCCUAUGGGAAGUUUAUCAGCUCUCUUGCACGGAAACAAAGGUGCAGGGAGGCCUCCACUGGACUGGGAAACCAGAUCACGUAUCGCCUUUGGAGCGGCUCGUGGCUUAGACUAUCUUCACUCUCAAGACCAAUCGAGCUCUCACGGAAACGUCAAGUCCUCCAACAUCCUCUUAACAAACUCACACGACGCACGAGUCUCUGAUUUCGGGCUAGCUAAGCUCGUCGGCUCCUCAACCACAACCCCAAACCGGGUCACCGGGUACCGUGCGCCGGAAGUAACAGACCCGAGGCGUGUCUCACAGAAAGCUGACGUGUACAGCUUCGGUGUGGUGCUGCUAGAGCUGCUCACCGGAAAAGCGCCGUCUAACUCGGUGAUGAACGAGGAAGGAAUGGAUCUGGCGAGGUGGGUGCAUUCGGUGGAGAGAGAGGAGUGGAAGAGCGAGGUGUUUGACUCGGAGCUGAUGGGUCUGGAGACGGUGGAAGGAGAAGAGAUGGCAGAAAUGCUGCAGCUGGGGAUUGACUGUACGGAGCAGCACCCGGACAAGCGGCCAGUGAUGGUGGAGGUGGUGAGGAGGAUCCAGGAGUUGCGCCAGUCGGGUUUGGAUCGGGUGGGUUAA
This is a messenger RNA of Microthlaspi erraticum, 1947 nucleotides long. Lineage: Eukaryota; Viridiplantae; Streptophyta; Magnoliopsida; Brassicales; Brassicaceae. The record is from the annotation of a GenBank genome assembly.